UUGAUAGUGAUAUAGAUUCAAUAGGAGCCAAGAAAUAAAUCCAGUACUUGAAGGACAAGCUUGAGAAAAGCCCUCAUGUAGUUCAGGUGAAGCAUCACCCUCAUGACCAGCAUGUGGGCCGAGAUAAUUAGCAUCAAGCUACAUACAUCAGAAGGGUUUGGCAUUGCUUAGCUAAGAAAACAAAGCCAUGUGAUCGGAUUCUCCAAUUAGGUGGGUCUCUUUUGAGCACUUCAAGCUUUCUGUUAACAGGGCAAUUCAUCUAUUAUAAAUAGGUUCAACGGCCCUUCGCAAUCGCAUCAUUCUCAACUUGCAAAAUCCAUAUACAAUCCUAGCUCUCAAGUUUCAACAUCUUCUCACUUUCUUUACAUAAAAUGGCAAUCCGGUUUCCUUCUGUACUGUCUACUGCAAAGCAAAUUCUUACUAAAAAUCAGCAAGUAGUUCCAAAGAGGCAUGUCCCAGUAUAUGUGGGAGAGCAAGCUGAUAAGAAAAGACAUGUGGUGCCACUUUCAUACUUGAGUCACCCUGUAUUCCAAGACUUGCUACAGCGCGCUGAGGAAGAGUUCGGGUUUAAUCAUCCCAUGGGUGCUCUUACCAUUCCUUGCACUGAAGAAAUGUUCUUUAAUCUUACUUCUGAACUCAGGUGCUAAUAGAAAUACAACAGGAUGUUUCACUUGUUGCUCAGAUUUUUUUUGGGUUUUAUUAGAUCUAGAUUUACCCAGAAAACGUUGUACAGAAUGAUGUAACUUUUUCCCUCAUCUGAAUCAUUUCAGUGGGUGGUACUCAUUAAUUAGAAAUUCAUUGAUUCAACUUUCAGAUCA
Messenger RNA from Beta vulgaris subsp. vulgaris (sugar beet), 818 nucleotides. Its product is annotated as auxin-responsive protein SAUR21. NCBI's taxonomy places the organism in Eukaryota, Viridiplantae, Streptophyta, Magnoliopsida, Caryophyllales, Amaranthaceae. The transcript has a single exon. Gene Ontology annotation, biological process: response to auxin. Bases 372 to 647 code for a protein of 91 amino acids. The record is from RefSeq and is a predicted model, not a curated record.